Messenger RNA from Trichosurus vulpecula (common brushtail), 2581 nucleotides. RefSeq names its product forkhead box J2 (gene FOXJ2). The transcript has 11 exons. Gene Ontology annotation, cellular component: nucleus. Gene Ontology annotation, molecular function: RNA polymerase II cis-regulatory region sequence-specific DNA binding; DNA-binding transcription factor activity, RNA polymerase II-specific. The record is from RefSeq and is a predicted model, not a curated record. Bases 617 to 2317 code for a protein of 566 amino acids. Lineage: Eukaryota; Metazoa; Chordata; Mammalia; Diprotodontia; Phalangeridae. Gene Ontology annotation, biological process: regulation of transcription by RNA polymerase II.
UCUUAGUUCCAGACUUUCUGGGCGAAGGGGGAAAGGAGGAAGGCGCCCUACCCCCUCGUGCCCGCUCUCCUUUGGCGAGAGCCGAGAAGAGUGCCAGGAUCCAGGGGCUGAGAGGGCACCGCAGGCGGGGGAGAAUUCCGAUCCCGCCCGUACUCAGGAGAGGGCAGCGACAUCCCCGCCCCAAGUCCGCGGGCUUCUUCCUAGGACCUGGAAAGUGGAACCCGGCAGCGCCUCUCCCCUUAAUUCUCCAGCAGGCAGAAGUCCCUCGCCCCUGAACGAGUCAGCUUUGAGGGAAGGGGGACUCUCCCAAAGGGGAGGAGACAACCCCAGGUUGGGUGAGGCUCCUCCCCUUCUCCCCAGGAUUACCGCCAAGGCGUGGGGGGUCUACCACCUCCCGCAGGUAGGACCUCCUUCUCCUCCUGCUGCUGCGCCUCCUUCUCGGGGGACUCACCUCCCCGUCCCAGCUUGGGGAACUCGGCAAAGCCCACGAAGAGCUACUGAGGAUGGGGCCCUUGGCCUGCCCCUAAAGAGAGAGAUCCCUUCAGCCCCACACUCCAGUGCCAGGUGGUUCCCUUCUUUUGCCAGGAGAACCUCUGAGGCAGAACCUGGCAGCACCAUGGCUUCCGACCUGGAGAGCAGCCUCACAUCCAUAGACUGGCUUCCUCAGCUGACCCUUCGGGCUACCAUUGAGAAGCUGGGGGGAGCCUCACAAGCUGGGCCCCCUGGAGGUAGCCGCAAAUGCCCACCUGGUUCACCCACGGAUCCCAAUGCUACCCUGAGCAAGGAUGAAGCAGCCGUCCACCAGGAUGGCAAGCCUCGAUACAGCUACGCCACGCUUAUUACCUAUGCCAUCAAUUCCUCCCCAGCCAAGAAGAUGACCCUCAGUGAGAUUUACCGUUGGAUCUGUGAUAACUUCCCUUACUACAAGAAUGCUGGCAUCGGCUGGAAGAACUCAAUUCGUCACAAUCUUUCUCUCAAUAAAUGUUUCCGGAAGGUGCCGAGACCUCGGGAUGACCCUGGGAAGGGCUCUUACUGGACAAUUGACACCUGUCCUGACAUCUCUCGUAAGAGGCGGCACCCUCCAGAUGAUGAACUGUCCCAGGACUCCCCAGAACAGGAAGCAAGUAAGAGCCCACGAGGAGGUGUCCCAGGCAGUGGAGAAGCCUCAUUGUCUCCUGAAGGAAACACUCAGAUGUCACUGCAGAGCACCACACCCAUCACCAGCUUCAAUCAGGGUUCAGGACCUGUGGAUGGCGCAGGAGUUGCAGCUGGUGGUCCAGGACGAGAUGGGGCUGACGGGCCGCCUCCAUUAUAUAAUACCAAUCAUGACUUCAAAUUUUCCUACUCGGAGAUAAACUUUCAGGAUCUGAGCUGGUCCUUUCGAAACCUCUACAAGUCCAUGCUAGAGAAAUCUUCCUCUUCCUCUUCGCCACAUGGUUUCUCGACUCUCCUGGGUGACAUGCAGCCUUCCAAUCACAAUUACUACAUGUACCAGCAGCCACCACAGCCACCCCAGCAACAGCAGCAACCACCCCAGCAAUCUCAGCAGCAGCCACCAGCACAGGGCCCUUCAUCUGUAGGGGGUACCCCUUCACUGCAUACUCCCAGCCCAGAGGGCUGCCCCCCACCGGGAGGGAAGCAGCCUGGGGCUGACAGCUAUGGAUCACCCUCUGUGAUGGCCAUGCAUCCGCCCCCACUGCAGCAUGUGGGCUAUCAUCCCCAUCAGCACCACCCCCACCCGCAUCCGCCCCAGCAGCCUCCACCACCACCCCAGCAGCAGGCACAGUCUCAGGCUUCCAUCAACAAUACUGGCUUUGCAUUUCCCCCUGACUGGUGCUCCAACAUUGACUCCCUGAAAGAAAGCUUCAAGAUGGUUAAUCGGCUUAACUGGUCCAGCAUUGAGCAGUCCCAUUUUUCAGAACUAAUGGAGAGCCUCCGGCAGGCAGAAAGAAAAAACUGGAGCUUGGACCAGCACCACAUUGCCAAUCUCUGUGACUCCCUCAACCAAUUCCUUACCCAGACUGGUCAGCUGCCCCACCCAGGGGGUCCCCACCAGCCACCACCUCCCGCUAGAAUUGCCGACACCUGUGCCCUGACCAGCGGCAAGCAGGAGUCCGCAAUAAACCAAGUGAACUCUUAUGGACAUCCACAAGCACCCCACCUCUACUCCGGCCCAUCACCCAUGUACCCAAUCCCUACCCAGGACUCUCCAGGAUACAACCGUCCAGCACAUCAUCUGGUUCCUCGGCCACCUGUCCCACCUCCUGGUUCCAACGAGGAGAUCCCUGAUGAUUUCGACUGGGACUUGAUCACUUAGUGUAUCACAGACUGAAGAACCCAGGGUCAGUGGUGGUGAACCCUGGCAGAGAAUCUAGAAAUAAUCCCAGUCCAGUUCCCCUUCCCCAAGCCUGUACAUAGAUAUAUAGAUAUAUAGAUAUAUAUCUAUUUCCUCUCUUUCUUUUUUUUCUCUUUGCCAGAGAAGACACUGCAAGAUGCUGCCGAAGAUAACCCUGCCUUCCCUGUCUUUCUCCCCAUUCUUUUAUUAUUAUUGUUAUUAUUAUAUUAUUGUUAUUACUAAUAA